Neocloeon triangulifer is the source of this 1557-nucleotide messenger RNA. RefSeq names its product nicotinamidase (gene Naam). The transcript is spliced from 8 exons. The record is from RefSeq and is a predicted model, not a curated record. Bases 117 to 1172 code for a protein of 351 amino acids. Gene Ontology annotation, molecular function: calcium ion binding. NCBI's taxonomy places the organism in Eukaryota, Metazoa, Arthropoda, Insecta, Ephemeroptera, Baetidae.
CCGGCAUGGUUUGGUUGAUUGUGCGAAAAGCAUGGUGCAAGCCGAUAUAAGAAGCGCGAUUUUGCGUGGUGUGCCGGUAAAUAAACUCGUGGUUGUCCUAGAGACGGUCGAACACCAUGUCCCAGCAACUUGCAGACGUUCAGUCAGCAGACGGAGGCAUCGUCGCCGACCAGUUUGCAGACAUGGACGCGUGUUUUGAUGCCUUCGACCAGGACGGAGACGGCAAGAUCGACUUUGCUGAUUUCGGCAGGAUUUGCUCGGCCCUCUUCCGCAACGACAAGGGCAUCGUCUACACAUGCUCCGAGGAAAAUCAGAAGGAAAUGUUUGGCAUUUUCGACCAGAACAAGGACGGAUAUAUUGAUAGGAACGAAUUCAAGUUUUGUUGGAACAAGUGGAUCAAAAAAAUUGUGCGCCCUGUGAGCGUACUUUUGGUCAUCGACGUCCAGAACGACUUCAUCUCGGGCUCUCUGAGUCUCAGCAACUGUACCGCAAAGCAAAACGGAGAAGAAGUCAUCAAGCCUAUUAAUCAACUGCUAGACAAUGUCCAAUUUGACGGCAUUUGUUACUCGCUGGACUGGCACCCAGCUGAUCAUGUGUCCUUCAUCGACAACAUCACCAAGAGGAAGAUCCACUCAACCAGUCCAUUGCGAGCGGACCAGGCCCAGGUGUAUGACACAGUCAUUUUUGACGGCAAACCGCCCACGACCCAAAGACUUUGGCCCCGCCACUGUGUCCAGAACAGCUGGGGUGCCGAGCUGCACAAAGACCUGAAGAUCGGAAAAGACGCCACUUUGGUGUACAAAGGCAUAAAUUCAGAUGUUGACUCUUACUCCGCCUUCUUCGACAACAAGAAGAUGAGCCGCACCUGCCUGCAGGAAAAACUGGUUGAGCUCGGUGCCACUGAUGUUUACGUCUGCGGACUUGCCUAUGAUGUCUGUGUUGGAUCUACUGCUGCUGAUGCUUUGGCCAUUGGCUACAGAACCAUCAUGAUCAACGACUGCGCAAGGGGCGUGAACUUCGACGAUAUUGAGAGCACCAAGAAGAAGUUCAAGGAUACUCAUGGAAUCAUCGUCGAGUCAAGCCAGGUGAAGGCCAUGGUUGAGGGCAGAGACCGGAGGCCCGAGUUGGGCUACAAGUUGGCCGUUGAGCUGAAGAAGGAUCAGCAAAAGUGAUGCACUAUCUAGUUUUAGAGGAAGCCAAGGUACGUAGCAGGGUUAGUUAGGUGUUAGGCCGAUUCCUUGGAAGUCCCAUAACAAAAUUGUGGCCUAUGCAGCAAAUAAUCUGCCUUUAAGCGAGAACCAAUCGAGCUUCAAAAAAUGUUGAUGCCUGUACUUUUGUCUCCUUUGCUGACUUUGUUAAUAAUUUGACUACAAAAAUCAUGAUUCUCUCAGUACUUAAAAGGCACACUCUAGUUAAAUUGCACUGAUAAUUUAAAUUUUAAGGUUGAUUUUUGUGGAGAGAUGCACACAAGCCUUCUGUGUUAAUGCUAGUAGAAAUAAACUUGAAUAUUUUUAUUCAACAAGUAUCAUAUUAGCCAAGAGAACAGAUUAUUAUUCU